GGGCAUCGGCGCAAUAGGGCCGAUGUCUCUCCCAUAUCCCACCGAGGCUGGCGCCAUCGGGAGUGCUCAGCCCAGGGUUACGAACUUACCAGCGCCCUCCCAAUCCACCAGAUUAAUGGAAAAAAAACACCACAUGGUCUCGGUGUGUCCCCAAAAUACUCAUCCCCCAUUUCAGUCACACGUCGCGACCUUGAUACUUCAAGCGCAUAAUCGAUGCCUGUCGGCCCUGUCGGCCUGAGCCUGCCCCCCCUAACACCUCCCUCACCGAGACGCUAGCUCCCGUCACCCCAAGUCACCGAUGCGGUGCGCACGUCGGCCUCUACGCGAUGUCGAUGCUCGACAUCCGCCAGGCUAAGUCCAGCCCUAGCACUGCAGAGCGGAAAUCUCUACAGCUAGCCCCCGGCGCGCCGUCGACUCGGCUUGGGGUUCUCGCAGAGCCGGCAAAUCGCGUGCUACUGCUGACCCUACCCUUCGGCGAGCACAGGCACCGCUACAGGCGUCAGCCACCCAUCGCCUCGGGCUCGACACCCUGGAGCCAGCGUGGAAAUGGGGGGGGUUUUAAGGUUCUCACCUGCCAAGAGGUCUACCUCCACGGAGACCCUAUGGCAGCGGCACCUGCCUACAUGUACAUGAUGCAUCGUAGGUUGGCGAGGAGCGCGGUCGGGGGGGGACAAAUCAGGGCUCGAGGCCGGGUCACAGCCGUUACCAAGGAUCUCAGUGAGGUUCGCCAUGUGAGAUCCUGUGAACCGCCCACACAUUCUGGCUUGCUAGGGCUACAUCGCUUGCUUGCAGAUGUACAUUUCUCUCUACUACCACCGCGAGCGAUACCUCCUCGGGAGGCAGGGCUGGGCCAACGAAACAUCAUUGGCCCGAACGGAGCAGACCGGGUCGGCGGCAUGGUCGCGAGGGCAGUAGGUAGGACUUGGCCACGGCCGCGGGUCCCGAUGCUUGCCUGCCAAUUCUCUAGGUAUUACCUACUAUGUUUGAGCAACUAGAGCAGCUCGCUGUCGCCUCCCUCCUCGGACGUUCGUAGCUAGGGUGACAGAUAAGGGGAGGGAAAGGGGGUGGAGGG
Durotheca rogersii is the source of this 1072-nucleotide messenger RNA. RefSeq lists its product as uncharacterized. The transcript is spliced from 2 exons. NCBI's taxonomy places the organism in Eukaryota, Fungi, Ascomycota, Sordariomycetes, Xylariales, Xylariaceae. Bases 327 to 995 code for a protein of 222 amino acids. The record is from RefSeq and is a predicted model, not a curated record.